AAAAUGUCUGACCGUGCUACGUUCGCCGUCUGUCGUUUAAACUGUGAUUCCAACGGUGCAUGUGUCGUAAAGUUGUUGCUGGUCGGCGGCAGAGUAUGAUAUUUCUCCCAUUAGAGACAAAUUUAACAUAACUGUAUUUGAUGUGAUGUUAAUAACUUGAUAAUACCGGCAAUUGAAUCAGGAAUGUCCACGACACAAUUGCAGUUCAAUAUAUAUGUGAGAUGUUUUAGAUGUAUUGGACUGGAAUUAUGACUAGUUAGCAUUAGCUACCUCAAACUGGAACUACGGAUAAUCAGAAUUCAGUUGCAGAUAUAUCUUCAACCUUAUAAACAUGAAGUGAAACAUGUGAAACGGAUACCAGUUAAUGAUAGCAUUUCUGUUUUACCAACAUUACGUGAACGCAUCAAGGUUUCUACGGAAGCUCACGAGGAAAUAUUGUCGUACGUUUCAUUUUCUCAGAAACACUACCGAGGAGCUUGUUUUACUUGUUUUACUUUCGUUUCCUGGGAGCCGAGGUUGAUCGGACACAUUUUCGUUGGUUGCUGGAUUGUGUGAGUGUAACUGUGAGAGAUCUCCUGCGUCACUGAUGGCUGUGGUCGCGCAGAGCAGCCGAGGCUGGGUUUUAAACGCAUGCUCCCUCAUUGAUCGAGGAUAUUCGCGCUGCGCCCGACGGACACAGGACGCAAAGUCACAUGUCAGGUGUCGUUUUAAACGACAAUGUUUCCAGAUUUUAAAAAGCCAUGGCAGUGUAAAUGUCCGAGCGGCAGCUGUGGAUGCAGGAAACACGGAAAUGUUGCAGAAAACAAACAAACCACCAAAGAGACGGAAACGGAAACACAGUGAACUCAACCAGGGAGAAAUUGAUGCACAAGUCUUUCAUGAGAAGAUCAGGUCUGUCAUCUCAGAAGGAACCACGUCCUUGUUGGACUCUGCUCGAUCAGUGGGAUAUCUGAACGGAGCGACAGAUGCAGUGGAGGAACCUCUUCCUUUGCAGGAAUGCGGCCUCGCUGCUCUUUGUGAAAUGGCGAAAGAGCUCCCCCUGGUGGAUGAGGAGGAGCAGGAGGAGUGUGUUCAGUCACUUGUUGAUGAGGAUGGCUGCACAUCCCAAGUGGACUUGUUCUCUCGGGUAACGGAGAACAGCACAGACCAGGCCACUGUGGUUUCUCUGAUGGGAGGGGAGUAUGUUAUCCCAGCACGCACGGCUUUCCUGCUGUCUGAUUUCACACGAAUGCAGCCUCUGGUAAACUACGGAAGAAAGUUUGACUUAAUAGUUAUGGAUCCACCGUGGGAAAACAAGUCUGUGAAGAGGAGUCGCAGAUACAGCUCUUUACCGUCAUCACAGCUGAAGCAGCUUCCUAUAAAUCUCCUGGCAUCUGCAAACUGUUUAGUGGUCACCUGGGUCACAAACCGACCCAGCCACCUGCGCUGUAUCCGCGAUGAGCUGUAUCCACACUGGGGGGUAGAGGUCGUCGCCGAAUGGUACUGGGUCAAGGUGACCACGUCUGGACAGUUUGUUUUUCCGCUGGAUUCGCAGCACAAGAAGCCGUAUGAAGUGCUGGUUCUGGGCCGAUAUCGUCCCUCUGCAGAUCACUCCAUGAGCUCUUCAUAUGUUCCCGUCGAGGACUCCCGUUUGAUUGUCAGCGUCCCAUCGGCUCUGCACUCCCAGAAGCCCUCACUCUCAGGUGACAGGAUGCGGAUCAGCAGGAGAGCUCGAUGGUGGGUCCGUGAUGAGACCAGAUCAGAACGGCAGGGUGUGGUGUUUUCUGUGCUGCUGUCACACACAUCAAACAGUCAGGCGUCGCCGUCAGGUACGAACGAGCAGCAGGAAGCUGAGACACUGGAGGUGGAGAAUGAGUCGAGGCUUCAGUCCAUUUCUCCUCUGUCUUCACUGUCCCUCUGACCCUUUCGGGUUCGUUUCCAUCGACGUCUGUUCACACACUCGUGUCUUUAGUCUCCAGGAUCACACAUGACUAUGUUUCCGGAAACCACAGAUACUGUACAGACUGUACAACCAAAAAUGACUACAUUACUCCAGUGUUUCCCGAUCCUGGUCCUCUGGGAGCCACUGUCCUCCUGCGGGUUUCAGAGGCUUCCCUGCUCCAACACACCUGAUUCCAAUAGUCAGCUCGUCAAACAAGCUCUGCAAAGGCCUGGUAACGACCCGUUCAUUUGAAUCAGGUGUGUCUGAUAUGUGAUGGUGUCUGACCUGACCGAGGAAGAGACAUCACAACUCAUUAUGCAGACAUGUUACUUGCAUGCACGAGGGCCCAUAUUCGAUAAUACCCGGCUUUUUUGUCAAUUUUAUUUAUUUCCAACUUCCCCUGUUGUUGUGAGAAUAAGACAUGUAUCUCAGAUCCACUGCCUGGGGAUAACAUAUUUAUUUAUUAUAAAGUAGUAAAAACCUUUAAAAAUAUUCUCCACUUACAUAUUCCAGCAGUUUUCUGAUUGGAAACUGAUUUGUAAACUGCUCAUGUAAAGUCCUUACAGAAAAAUCUUUAGGUUACUGGAACACAGGAGUUGUUGAUCCCCAGAGAUCAGUGUUUCCCAAUCCUGGUCCUCAGGGACCCAGUGCCCUGCAUGUUUGAGAUGCAGCCCUGCUCCGACACACCUGAUUCAAAUGAAUA
Molecule: messenger RNA, 2624 nt
Organism: Solea senegalensis (Senegalese sole)
Lineage: Eukaryota; Metazoa; Chordata; Actinopteri; Pleuronectiformes; Soleidae
Gene: mettl4
Product: methyltransferase 4, N6-adenosine
Exons: 8
Coding region: 587-1900 (437 amino acids)
Cellular component (GO): RNA N6-methyladenosine methyltransferase complex; cytosol; nucleus
Molecular function (GO): site-specific DNA-methyltransferase (adenine-specific) activity; RNA methyltransferase activity; nucleic acid binding
Source: RefSeq, a predicted model, not a curated record